Molecule: messenger RNA, 4085 nt
Organism: Microbotryum saponariae
Lineage: Eukaryota; Fungi; Basidiomycota; Microbotryomycetes; Microbotryales; Microbotryaceae
Source: the annotation of a GenBank genome assembly
AUGCCGUCCUCGUCCCAACCACCCAUGUUCCUUCGCCCUUCACCCUCGCCGACGCCGACGCCCUCGGGCUUUGAUCGCUCCCACCCCGCCGACGCGACCCCACAAUUCUCGGUUACCUCUCGCGACCGCCGAGUCCGAUUCGACAGCUCACCUCUCUCACAUCGAGUUUCUACCUAUAGAAAAUCAUCCACUGGUCAGAGUGCUUCCGAAAGUCGAAUUGUAGACGAUGAUCUCGACGGACGAGAAGAUGACACCAAACCCGAACUGGGAAUUCUUCUCGCCAUCACCGCACUCAAGAACCGCGUCGGAUGUUGCUACUACGAUCGCAGUGGGAACAUGAUCCAUUUCCUUCAAGAUCAGCAAGAUGGACAGCAAUGGGAUCUGGUCCGAAUGGGUGAGGUAGUUCGUCCAGCGUCGUUCGUCUUACCAAUCGCUGAACAAUGCGAAACGACUCCUGUCUGGCGCACCACGGACGAUGUCGGCUUUCACAGUGCUCGAACAAACUCAACCCAGUCAUGUCAUCACUUCAACGAAUGCCGAUUCGAGGUUCCACGAAGUGCUCGAACAAGUAUUGGCGACGUUACCCGAUCCUUCGGCAACGUCAAGUUCGAGCUCGAUGACGACCAGUGGUGGUGGGGGAGUCACCUCGACCGAUGGCGAAGGUACGACCGCUUCGGACUCGCCGAUUCGACUCGAGUAUCGCCCUGCUCGCGAGUUUUAUGCAGGUCAGGGAAAGAACGCGUUACUCCAGCUGAACAUCGUUGAGAAUGGGAUGUACGCCGAUGGGUCCGACGAUGGCGACUCCGAUCCCGACGCAGACUUGUACGGCGCAGCAAAUUCCACCCGCGACUCUUCAACGGGGACUCGAACGCGCCCCUCGAACGCCUACGAUUUUCAGUCCAAUAAGCGAGCCAAGACGCAAAGUGUCCGAUACGACGAUGAGCGCAUGAGGCGACAAAUGGGGCUCCGACUCGAGGGCUUCCUCAACAGUUUAGGAGACAGUCCGCUCACGCUCGGGUGUGCGGGGGCAUUGCUCGGCCACAUCUCGAAGCAACUCUCCGACGAAGGCGAGUUGGGUUCUGACGUUGGCUUGACGAUCACUAGUCUCAGGUUGAUGCAGCUGUGGGUACCCGUCGAAGCUUGAGGUCUCGGACCCGUGAGCAUUUGAUGGCUGAAGUUGACGAUCGUACUGCCCUCAGAGAUCGUAUGAUGCUUCUCAACUCGGAAGCUUUGACGUGAGUGAUUGUUCCCUACCUCAUGAUUCAACUUUGGGGACUACGGUUGGAGCUCCACUGGUCCGUGCACAGGUCCUUGCAGAUCUUUCGCGACGAAAGCCACGCCUCGACCCAUUCCUCGGCAAAGAAAGAAGGACUCUCCUUGUUCGGUGAGUUAUUUUGACUAUCUCCGAAGAAUUUCAGUCCUGGGAGAGAUCGGGUUGAUCUGAAAACAUUGACAAUGGCAGGUAUCAUGAAUCUUGCUCGAACCGGUCCAGGUCGGGCUUUGCUCCGCACGUGGUUCCUGCGGCCUCUCCUCGACAUGGAGAUGAUCACCGGUCGCCAGAACGCGGUCGAGUGCUUCCUUCGUGCCGAAAAUCGUGAGAUGCACUUCUUCGAUAUUUUGGUUGUUCUUAUACUCAAAGCCAUUGAAUCAUAACAAUUCUACCUCUCAGAGCAUAUUGCGGACGCGAUCCAAAGCAACCUCAAAAGAAUCAAAAACGCCCCUGCUGCGCUCCGAGCCCUGGGCGCCGGCCGAGGCGGAAGUAUCGAGUGGAACCAAAUCUUACAGGUGCGCUUCACUUCUCUCAUCACAAUCACAGUCAGUGGCAUAACAUAUGACUAUUAUUUAUGUGAAAUGUGCAGUUCAUCAACGGCUCAAUCACUAUUCGAGAUGUGGUGCUGAGCCUUGCGCAUCGGAAAGGAGUACCGAUUGUGGAGAAGGUCGGUGCACUUAUCCGUGGCUCACUGGAGAGCGCUCAUUCGUCUUCUCGAACCCGCAGUGCUUGAACUCAUUCUCACCUCAAGUAUUCGAGGAAAUCGGAGGAAAGAUCAACGAUACCGUAAGGUUUUCGAGCAAUCCUCACCCGGGGUGGAUUGGCUCAUUCUCUGCGACCUUGACCCCACAGAUCGAUUGGGAUGAGUCCUCGGCGCAAAAGAUACAUGUCAUCAUUCGACCAGGUAUUGAUAUGGACCUCGAUGAGCUUCGAAGAACUUACAACGGACUCUCGUCAUUGCUGGUGAGUGAAACAUGAUCACUUACGAGCGCAAGACUUGACGGCGUUCCUGAUCCUUCGCCUCAACGAUCUCCAAAGUCCAAGAUUGCCCAGCGGAUCAGUCUCGACCUCGACUCGAGCUUCGUGCAAACUCUCAGCGUCGUCUAUUUUCCUCAACUUGGCUACCUGAUCGUGGUUCCAUAUACGGAAGAGGUGAUCCAAGCGGAGAACUACGGUCCCGUUGGAUGGUCCUUCCAGGUGAGUGUGAUCUCGGCAACCCGGUCACAUUCUUCAUUUGACGCCCGACUACGACUGCCGAGCGAGGCCAGUUCGUUACCGAAGAUUACGCGUAUUUCAAAAGCAAAGAAUGCUACGAUCUCGAUCGCCAUAUAGGUGACAUACAUUCCAACAUCGUCGGUAAGGUUUAUGAUUUUGAGUACUCUAGUCCAAAGCUCACGUCCAAAUCUUCGCCGGGCAGACAAAGAGAUUCAAAUCGCGCAAGAUUUACUCACUCGGCUGCGCGAGCACGAGACGACCAUCAUCGCUACUGCAGAAACGUUGACCGAGCUUGAUUGGUAUGCCCAGAGUACCAUCUCGAUCGAUUUCGUCCCGGAAAAGGACUGACCUCGUCGUACGAUAGCCUACUUUCGUUCGCCGAGUGCGCUCGACUUUACGACUGGACACGCCCUUCGGUAGUGGAGGAGCCCGUACUCGAUAUCCGAGGUGGCCGACAUCCGCUCGUGGAGCUUUGCGUUGAUAGCUUUGUCCGAAAUGACGUCAGACUAGUCGGUGGUGCGGUCAUGAAUACGGAGGAGGAGGCGAGGGCCGAUUCGGAAGACAACGAAGGGGUUAACGAAGCUCGCAGAGACUCUAGUGUGAUGGUUGUGACGGUGAGCACACUUGCGCCGAGAAAUCUGGCCUCCCCCUGUGAGCUAAUUAAUGCAAAUUUGGAUACCGGAAUCUAGGGCGCCAAUUUCAGUGGAAAAAGUGUGUACCUCAAACAAGUGGCGAUCAUCACCUUCAUGGCUCACCUUGGGUCAUUCGUUCCUUGCGAACAAGCGACGAUCGGCCUAACGGAUCGACUCCUGACUCGCGUCUCGACGCGCGAAUCGAUCGCUCGAGGUUCCUCUGCCUUCAUGAUCGACUGCCAGCAGAUAGCCUACGCCCUACGCAACGCCACGCCUCGCUCGCUACUCCUUCUCGACGAGUUCGGUAAAGGCACCGAAAGCAAUGACGGUGCCGGACUGUUUUGCGCGACGCUGCAGCACCUCGUCGACAGGGGUCCUCAAGCCCCUAGAACUCUCGCAGCAACUCACUUCCACAGCGUGUUCGCGAACGAUCUACUCAGUGACAAGUCGAGGAUCGGUUUCGCGCACAUGCAAAUCAUUAUCAAUGAUUCGACUGUGACGACCUCUCGUCGGCGGAACAGUGUGAAAGGUGGUCGAACCGGACGGGGAACUUCUUCAAGCGGGAGCACGUGUUCGGCCGAGGUGACGUAUCUCUUCAAGUAAGGCGGGAACAAUUCCUAUUUGAAUUGAGCCGAAUUUUCUCACACUGAAAUGUGCUUCUUCUUCUCGCAAUCAACAGAGUCACGCCCGGCCUAUCGCUAAAUUCACACGCCGCGGCCUGCGCCUCCCUCUUCGGCGUCGACGACCGCACGAUCGAACGCGCGAUCCAAGUGACGGAGUUGAUCCAGAAAUUCGAGAUCGCGACUCUCGUGAACGAGGCAUUGACCGAAGAGGAGGCGGAUGAUCUGAGGGAGAGUGAGUUGAUCGCUAGGAGGUUCCUCGAGUGGGAUUUGGAGUCGGAGGGUUGGGACGAUGUCGAGGUUGACGAGGUGCGCCAGAGGGUGAAGAGUUUGUCCGAGGGUCUGUGA